This is a messenger RNA of Gordionus sp. m RMFG-2023, 1404 nucleotides long. RefSeq names its product putative cystathionine gamma-lyase 2. The record is from RefSeq and is a predicted model, not a curated record. Gene Ontology annotation, biological process: transsulfuration. NCBI's taxonomy places the organism in Eukaryota, Metazoa, Nematomorpha, Gordioida, Chordodea, Parachordodidae. Gene Ontology annotation, molecular function: carbon-sulfur lyase activity; pyridoxal phosphate binding. The transcript is spliced from 12 exons. Gene Ontology annotation, cellular component: cytoplasm. The coding region runs from base 72 to 1397 and encodes 441 amino acids.
UUCCUAAAAAGCUGAUUAAUCAUUUUAGGAAAAAUAGAGUAUAUCCUUUUAUUUAGCACCAUAUAUUUCAAAUGUCAACUUUUAAUCAUUUUGCCACUCAUGCAAUACAUUCAGGUCAAAAACCUGAAGAUUGGAAUUUUUUACCUCUUGUUCCUCCCAUAUCAUUAGCCACAACCUUUAAACAAAAAUCACCUGGACAACCUGAGAAAUAUGAUUAUUCACGAAGUGGGAAUCCAAGUAGAGAGGUUCUGGAGACAUGCCUUGCAUCUUUAGAAGAUGCAAAAUUUGCUCUCACAUAUUCCUCUGGAUUAUCAGCCUUAAAUAAUAUUAUAUCUUUACUGAAAUCAGGAGAUCAUAUUUUAUGUGUUGACGAUGUUUAUGGAGGGACUUUUAGAUAUUUAGACAAAGUUGCUACAAAAUUUAGAAUAUCUACAACAUUCAUUGAUGCAACCGAUUUACAAAAGGUUGAUGAUGCUUUGAAGUCUAACCCCAAGAUGAUUUGGAUUGAAACGCCUACUAAUCCAACUUUGAAGAUAAUUGAUAUAGCUGAAAUAUCGAAAAAAUGUAAAGAAAUUAAGCCCACUAAACCGAUUGUUGUUGUCGACAAUACUUUUUUAACUCCAUAUUUUCAACGCCCCUUAAAUUUAGGAGCUGACAUUGUCACGCACUCACUCACAAAAUAUAUGAAUGGGCACACCGAUGUAGUUAUGGGCUCAAUAUGUGUUAAUGAUGACACGUUAUAUAAAGAACUAAAAUUUCUUCAAAAUGCUAUUGGGGGUGUACCAUCGCCUUUUGAUUGUUUUUUGGUUAAUAGAGGUAUUAAAACCUUACAUGUUAGAAUGAAAGAGCACUUUUCCAAUGGUUUGAAGAUAGCUCAAUAUUUGGAAAAUCACGCAGGAGUUGAAAAAGUGUUACAUCCAUGGUUACCCUCGCACCCUCAUUAUGAAUUAGCUAUCAAGCAAACUAAGGGGCACAGCGGAAUGAUUACUUUUUAUAUUAAAGGAAAUCUUGAACAAGCAAAAAUAUUCUUACAAAAUUUGAAAAUCUUUGCUUUAGCUGAAAGCUUAGGAGGUUAUGAAAGUUUAGCCGAACAUCCGGCAUUAAUGACACACGCUUCCAUACCUAAGUUAAAAAGAGAGGCGAUUGGUAUCACUGAUAAUUUAGUUCGGUUAUCUGUUGGAAUUGAAGAUUAUCAAGAUCUUAUUAAUGAUAUCGAUCAAGCCUUAAAAAUCGCCUUAAACAUAUCUCACUUGAGGAAGAGGAUAUACUUCAAACGGAUAUCCUACUUUAAUGGAAACGACAAGAAAGCAAAGAUAUCAAUUCCUGCAUCUAGUGCUUCUUCCGAACGCGGAUUUAGCAUUGCUGGAAGAUUUUUAGAACAAAAAAGAACGUGUUAGAAUCCAG